Soboliphyme baturini is the source of this 597-nucleotide messenger RNA. The record is from the annotation of a GenBank genome assembly. NCBI's taxonomy places the organism in Eukaryota, Metazoa, Nematoda, Enoplea, Dioctophymatida, Soboliphymatidae.
AUGACAGAAGUAAUCAUCCUUCCGGUAGCUUACUGUAAGGUCGUGCUGCAUGCUCUGAAGUACCCGCACUGCGCUAUAAAUGGCGUGCUGGUCGGCAGAAAGAAGAAGGAUGGUCGUACGAUCGUCUUGGAUGCGGUGCCUUUUUUUCAUCGUUGGCUUUCUCUUACUCCAAUGCUCGAAGUAGCGCUGUGUCAGGUUGACGUGUUUUGCGAAGACAGUUCCGAACAUCUAAGUAUCGUCGGCUAUUAUCAAGCAAACGAGCACAUCGGAGACAAUAACCCAGAUGUUGUCGCUUUCCGCGUGGCCGAAAAAAUUCAGACUGCAUUUGCUGAUGCAUUUUUGCUUAUGAUCAGAAGUGGAAGUUACAAGAUUCAAAUUCGUAAGUCGAAACCACACUCCUUCACAGCUCUCAUGACGCGUUUCUUGUUCCGCUUUAGGUUCGCAAUCGAAAAUGAGGAAAAGGCAUUCUCGCUGAUCUCGUCCUGUAUUCAGGUGAAACUGCACCGCACGAUUGCUGACUUUGAAAAUCAUCUUGAUGACUUGAGUUUCGAUUUUUGGAACAUGGAUUUGACUGAAAAACUGAAAUCCUUUAAUUAA